UGUCGGGGCCCUUGUUCGGAGAGGCUAAUGGGCGGGGAUCUGUUUGCGUGCCUUUUUUGAAAUCCUCCAGGUCCCUGCUGCGAUGCGUACUGCAGAAGUAGGCUGGGGGCGCACACACGCUGCAGCGCCACGCACCGCGCGCACACACUCACACCAUUUCCAGUGGAGACUGGCACAGAGACGCAGCGCCACGACCACUCCGAUUUGUCUGCCUGCCACGGACUACCGAAACUUCUGAGACAGAGAGGCUAAUAGGUCAUUCUAGCUCGCCGCAGAUAGCGGAUUAAAUUCACGCUUUCCUUUCUUUGCUUUGCUUUUUUUCCCCCCUCUUUUUCUCCUCCUCCUCCUCCCCUGGUUUCGUGUUACAAAGCUCUGGGAGGGAGUUGCGCGGAGAGCCAGUUCUUCUGUGUAGAAACUGAAUGACAGGAUCAUAUGGCUUGAUUUGCCUUAUAGUCCAAACAUUUACAAUCACAGAGGACACAAGAGGAAAGAGGAGGCAAGCCGCGGACGAAAGCAUCCGAGGCUGAUGAAGAUGUGGAAUAAUUUAUAACUCAAAUUCAAGAACAAACGCGAGAUAACGGGGAAAGAAGAAGAGAGGAUACUCGGUCUGUCGUCAGAGAACGACGGGGAGGAAAGCGCAGGACGCGUUUGCCAGACAUCAUCACCACCAGCACCGUAAUAAUAUGCCCAAUGUGACCUUCAUCUGAGUCAAGUAUCUUCAUUCAACGCUCAAAGAAGACGGGAGCAGAAAAACACUGGGAGGCAGAUUAAGAAGAGGGCAGCCAGACGCGUGAGGGAGGAGAAGAAAAACAAGUUGCCAAAAGCUGAGUUGCUCCGUUGAGUCCCUCUAAUCAACUGAUUGAUCCUUCGAUCCAUCACUCAACGCUCCAGUUCUUACGAAUGGGAGCUGACAUGGGAGCCAUGGGCGGGACCAAGGUCUUGCUCCUGGUGUUUCUGGUUGGAUGGGAGAAGUCGCUAGGCCUCAACUGGAACCCAGUCCCGCGCAAGACUGUUCGGUACCAAGAUGUGUUGGACAGCAUGGCGAGAUUCAGCGUGCAGGGAGUGUUCAACUACAGCAUGCUGACUCUGUCCGACCACGAGAGGGUUCUGUACAUCGGAGCACGGGAGGCGUUGUUCGCCCUGGACCCCAACGACAUUAGCAGACAGCUAAGACCGCAGAUCGACUGGCCGGCUCCACAGGAUAAGAAGAGGGAGUGUGUUGCCAAGGGAAAGAACAACCAGACUGAGUGCUUCAAUUACAUCCGCUUCCUGCAGAGCUACGACAACACGCUCCUCUACACCUGCGGCACCUACGCCUUCCAGCCCAAAUGCACUUACGUGAACGCCGACUAUUUCACCCUCAACACUGGAGCCAUGGAAGAUGGGAAGGGAAAAUGUCCAUAUGACCCUGCCAAGGGGCACACUGGCUUGAUAGUGGAUAAGGAGCUAUACUCGGCAACGCUCAACAACUUUCUGGGUACAGAGCCAGUCAUUCUGAGAAACCUGGGCCAGCAGCAUUACAGCAUGAAGAGUGAAUACUUGCCCACCUGGCUCAACGAGCCAGACUUCGUGGGUUCAGCCCUGGUGAGGGAGAGCGGCGGCAGCAAAGAGGGGGAUGACGACAAGAUCUACUUCUUCUUCAGCGAGAGGGCGAUGGAGCUCGACUGUGACACGGAGCUCACGGUGGCCAGGGUGGCCCGCGUCUGCAAGGGUGAUCUGGGUGGCACCAGGACCCUGCAAAAGAAGUGGACGACUUUCCAGAAAGCCCGGCUGGAGUGCUCCCUCCCAGAGCGCCACGUCUCCUUCAACAACCUGAGGGCCGUCUUCACGCUGCCGGGGCAGGACUGGCGGGGGACCACCUUCUACGGCAUCUUCCACGCCCAGUGGGGUGACGUGGACGUGUCGGCCGUGUGCCAGUACCAGAUUGCCGACGUGAAGAAGGUGUUUGAAGGGUCCUUCAAGGAAUACAGGGAGGCGUCCCAGAGGUGGGGACGCUACACGGGCACAGUCCCCAGCCCACGGCCUGGAUCGUGUAUAACGAACUCCGACAGAGAGAACGGCUACAACAGCUCCCUGCAGCUGCCUGACGCCACGCUCAACUUUGCCAAGAAGCACCCGCUGAUGGAGGACAAAGCUCUGGCUCGCCCCCUGCUGCUCACCAAGGGCGUCAACUUCACGAGGCUGGCGGUGGAUCGGGUCAACGCUCUGGACCAGCGCGCGUACAACAUGAUCUUCAUCGGCACAGCGGAGGGCUGGCUGCAGAGGGUGGUGAUCCUUGGCACCGAGGCGCACGUGAUAGAGGAGAUCCAGCUGUUUGAGACGGCCCAGCCGGUGGACAGCCUGACCAUCUCCCACGCCAAGAAGUACUUGUACAUCGGCUCUCGGUCUGAAGUUCUCCAGCUGCCCUUGGCCAACUGCAGCCGCUAUCAGUCUCAGCAAGACUGUCUGCUCGCCCGGGACCCUUACUGCGCCUGGGACAGCGAGGGUCGUGCCUGCGUCCGCAUCGACCUCCACAGAGGGUCCACCUCCUCCCUCUCACAGGACCUCAUGCUGGAGAGGUUCAACCGGGGGAAAGCCAAGUUUGAUAAACCCAUCCCCUUCCCCAGCCCUGAGCACUCCCGUCUGAGGAAUGUGACGGUGGUCGUAGGGUCUGACAUGGUGCUGCCUUGCCAGCUGGUCUCCAACUUGGCUCAACCAUACUGGGUGUUCAACGACCGUGAGCUCCAGCUCGGCGACCCGGAGGCAGGAGGACCGCGCUUCGACCGGACCCUCAAGGCCCUCGUCAUCCCAGAAGCGGCCCCAAUUCAAGCGGGCCGCUACGUCUGCUUCUCUGAGGAGCAGGGGGUUAAGUUUCAGACGGAGCGCUACCAGGUGGCUGUGGUCGCCAGUGCUCCGGUCUUCAUGGAAGCCCGGGCACCAGACAGCAGCAUGGGACUCUUUUGGGUGCUAGUUAUCACCCUCGGGGCGGCUUGUGUCCUGCUGCUCGUCGCUGCUCUUUACCUGCGCAGGAGGCUGAAGCUGGCGCUAGGAAAGGGAGCCGACAUGAAGCCCCUCGAGAGCACCCUGGUCUAUCCCAUCACCCUCCCCAAGGAGCCGCCCACCUUCGUUCCCAGCAAGAUGCCCACCGACGAAGACCGCUUCUGGGAGACGGGCGCCAACUACUACUACUCGGACGGCUCGCUGAAGAUCGUUCCCGGCCACGCCCUGGGGCCGAGCAGCGUCAGCAGCACGGCGUCGCCCAGCGCCAUUCCCGGCCAGCCCAUUCACUCCCCCAGCCGGCUCAGCCUCACCAACAUCCGAGGCUCCGGUAGCAACGGCUACAUCCGCCUCAACCUGAGCACAGCAGGGGAGGAGAGGGCUAGCGGGGCUGGCGCUGGGGGCGGCGGGUUGGGAGGCCUGGGCAUGGGCGGGAACGACUACUCCAGUCCCUUCAAGGAAGAGCUGAGACGCACCCUGCAGCAGAGAAGCGUGCUGCCCGACGCAAACCCAGAGGAGUCGUCCGUUUAGGCUCGUCCUCCUCCGUGUCGAAAAAAAAAACAAAAACAAACAACCAACCUACCUCCCUCCUUUUGAGGAUGCCUGCUCUUCUUUCAGUGACAUGCUGUCGAUUCCCCAUGCACUCUCUCUUUCUCUCUCGCGCUCUGCCAAUGCCUGUUUGGCUCACUGUAGACAUUUAUAGCACACAGCAUGUUCAAUAUACACACUCAUACAACGUGUUUGCCGACAUGCACUCCUGUAAGUAUUGUGUAUUGUGGGCAACAGGCAGUCAAUGGUUGUGACUUUCUCUGCUUCCACUGUGCAAUCGCCACUCGUGUAAAUUGUGUAUUUAAAAAAGGACGGACGCAGGGGAGAACACCUCAAGCAUGGAUAUCAAACAAACGGCGUUACGUGUUUUCAGAAGGGCACAUUUCCUUUGCAUUGAGCGGACCAAGUGAGGCGUUUAGGCCCUGUGCUGGAACCAGUUGAUGAAUGAUGAGGGCAACUAACUGGAAAUAUAUUGAACUGAUUCCCUGUCCUUCUGUUCCUUUGAGACUUUUUAGAUUACUGCACUUAAGAACUGGAAGCGCGUCUUCCCUUUUUUGUACUUGAGAGCCGAGAGUGCGAGAGCGGUAUAAAAAGACUAAUUAAUCUCCAAGCAAGACGACAAUCAUGUCCCCAUAGCGGGAGCGCUGUAUGGGACAAAAAAGGAGAGGAGAGAGAGAGACAAAGAGAGAGGAAAUUAAAUGGAAAAUGAAGGGAAUUGCAGUGAAAGACGCAAGAGGGGGUUUUGAAUGAAGGACAAUCUCUCAAGACUUUCUCUGCUCAAUUUGUAUUUUUUUGCCCCCCCUUGUUGUAUUUACCGCCUGGAGAAAGUCUUCGAUCUCUUCCUCUUUAAUUUGAUGUGACGGUUGGUUUGAAUUAAGACGUUUCUGGUCGUUCUUUUUCUGUGUCUUACGGACUGCAGCAGUGUUCAGACGGUGACUGAUGGCAUCCCUCUGUGAAUGACAAUGCGAGGGCAAGUGCUCGAUGCUGCUCCUCGCUCAGCCCCGCACGGUGACCUUCAAACGUACAUUCGUGUCCGAUGUACAACAAGUGCACUCCAUAUGAUUUAUUAGAGUCACAGUGUGUCAGAGACAGGUGUUUCAGCUGAGCCCUUUUGGAUGUUUGCUCACCACCUUUAAAAAAGAAAUAGGCUAUUUGCAUUCAGCUCCGAGCAGCAGAACAAUAAUUGCACACUUAAUUCCAAAUUGAAGUUGACAUGAAGACAUUAGGCAUGGAGAAUGUAGUUGAACCCUUGCUGUUGCGACCGCUGUGGAUGUCUCAAUAAGUGCUUUAUAUUUUAUGUGUUUGGUGAGGGUGGUGACUUGCACUGCCGAGAAGGAAGCUACGCCUCACACACACUCGCUUGUCCUCUGAAUCCCAACCAUCCUGGACUACUGUGUGUGUUUGCGACACACCCUUAAACCUGAUGAAACCCUAUCCCCAAUACCGACGCCCAGAGACUGACCUGGGGCUACUGUGGACUUAAACGGAGGAAGAGCACUGUAAAACACACCCAACACACACAGUGUUGAUGGGAAAAUGGACAAACGGACAGACUGAUUGCUGCCAUGCUGACAAACUACUGGCUCCAGGCAGGAAACGGCCGUGGACCAGUGAAAGGCGUGGCUUUUUAUUUUUGGGACGUGUCUGUCGGGACCGGGGCAGCAAAGCAAGAAGGAUAGGGGAGGACAAAAAUACUUUGCGUUUCCCCGAAUGUGUACAGGGCGCUGAGAGAGAUGUAGAAUAUCAAAAACAUCCCAAGGUUGGAGAGGUAUUCAGCCAUCAGCACUUCAUCCUCGUGUUGCAUGAUCCUCUGCGAGUGGACUGUACAUCUUUGAUAUGAUCAUCCUUGUACAAGUGCACCAUUUUGACGAACCGUUUUUGGACUUAAGGACACUGAUGUUGUGCAACACUAAUGCUCUCUCUGAAAAAUAAAAAACAACAAAAAAUAUGUCUUGAUUUUCUGGCUCAAGAGUUGUACAGGAAAUUCAUGGCUGCAUUUCAACAUGUUUACUUUUUCUGUGCCUCUUCACCUUUUGGAUAAGCCAAAGUAGACUGCAGUUGUGUUUUAUUCUCGUUGAAAUACUUUGAUUAAUGUUAUUUGAUUCCCGAUUGAUAUUUAAGUCUUAGCAGUCCGUCCACUUUGCUACACUGAGCUGACAUCUGCAACCUUUCGGCACAUUUUAUCUGCAGCUAAAUUUACCCCCAAGCAAAAAAGAAAAAAAAAAGAUUUUCUGUUUGUUUCCUGUUUAUAUGUCAGCGCUGACCUUUAUCCCUUCAUUUUAAGAAAGGUUGACUAAUGUACCAAAACUUUAUUUAAUUUUUUCAGCCCCUGAAAGCCAAAUACAUGCUGCUGGUGACUUUCAGCAGAUCAAUGAUACAAUCUGUUCAUGUUAUAGUAUUAAAUUCCCUGAAGCAGAAAGCUAAAAACGCAUUAGCUCCUCAUUGGUACUCGCUUAUGUCUUAAUAUUUUUCCUCUUUACAAUCAGCCUUUUCUUUCAAUGUGACAUGUUGUAAAACUAAAAAGAUAAAGGAAUACAGGUCUCAAGCUUGAGAAAAAAUGCAUGUUUAGUGUAAUUUAUAUGCCUUUCUUCAUUUCCCACACAUUUGGUUGCGUAUAAUAGUACUUUUCUCCCACACAAGGCUUUAAGUUCUGCUGUUUUCUCUCAUUAUUUGUAUUAUUCUAUUAUCGCCCUAAUUUUAUUUUGCUCCAUUUUUGCUUGUCUGUUAUUGGUCUAUUAUGAUUGUUUUUAAAGUAUGUUAAGUUAUUUCAUCUGUAAAAACAUGUUGAUAUUUAUUACCAUUGUAUAUAUGUCCUUAUUUUUUAUAUGUGUACAUAUACACAAAUAAAAAUAGAGAUAUACUGGA
Molecule: messenger RNA, 6390 nt
Organism: Mugil cephalus (flathead mullet)
Lineage: Eukaryota; Metazoa; Chordata; Actinopteri; Mugiliformes; Mugilidae
Gene: sema4c
Product: sema domain, immunoglobulin domain (Ig), transmembrane domain (TM) and short cytoplasmic domain, (semaphorin) 4C
Exons: 17
Coding region: 901-3507 (868 amino acids)
Biological process (GO): negative regulation of axon extension involved in axon guidance; muscle cell differentiation; positive regulation of cell migration
Molecular function (GO): chemorepellent activity; semaphorin receptor binding
Source: RefSeq, a predicted model, not a curated record